Messenger RNA from Scleropages formosus (Asian bonytongue), 2984 nucleotides. It is a transcript of the gene arpc5b, whose product is annotated as actin related protein 2/3 complex, subunit 5B. The coding region runs from base 524 to 976 and encodes 150 amino acids. Gene Ontology annotation, cellular component: actin cytoskeleton; Arp2/3 protein complex. The transcript is spliced from 4 exons. The record is from RefSeq and is a predicted model, not a curated record. Lineage: Eukaryota; Metazoa; Chordata; Actinopteri; Osteoglossiformes; Osteoglossidae. Gene Ontology annotation, biological process: Arp2/3 complex-mediated actin nucleation; regulation of actin filament polymerization.
CGGUGCUGGGGUUCAUCUAAAUCACAGCGUUUGAGUACAAGUGUGACAUCCCUGAACUUAGUCUUAAACGUGAAAAAUUGAUUCUUUAAGGAGCUCUGCCGCCAUUAUGUUUUUGUUUUUUUUUUUCCCUUUUUACCUGGUUUAGAAUUAAAGAAAAAGUGGAUCCUUGUCCUUCUUGUGGAGAAGCGCCCGUCUUUCUAAUGAAUGAAAACACUUUUGUUUUGAAUGAAGCCCUGGCCUGGCGCGUCUGCACUGUCCUCUCGCUCGGGCCAUGUGCCACUACACGGCAAACGUUUGAAACGGUGGAGGAUUGAAUAAUAUGUAACGAAGAGCAGGGGCUGGGAAGGGUUCAGUGACGGGGACGUGCGGGAGGCGGCGCGGCGUGGCGCUCAGUGUCUGAGGAAGAGGAAGAAAGGCAAAGCGGAGCAGAGCCGAGCCGAGCAGCGCUGCACACACAGGGCCGCCUCUCCCGCCCGGCGUUCCGAUACCGCGUUAGAGACAAAAGCAGCGAGUGUGCGGCGCCAUGUCGAAGAACACCGUAUCCGACCGCUUCAGGAAGGUGGACGUGGAUGAGUACGACGAGAACAAAUUCGUGGACGAGGAGGACGGGGCGGAAAACCAGCUGGGUCCGGACGAGGCGGAGGUGGACUCCUUCAUCAGACAAGGGAACUUGAUAGGAGCUUUGCAGGCUGUUCUAAAGAACCCCCCCAUCAACACAAAGAACCAGAAUGUCAAGGAUCGAGCCGAGGGUCUGGUUCUGAAAGUACUCAGCUCCUUCAAGAGCAGCGACAUUGAGAAAGCUGUGCAGUCCCUGGACAAGAAUGGCGUGGACCUCCUCAUGAAAUACAUCUACAAGGGGUUUGAGAAGCCUUCUGAGAAAAGCAGUGCAGUUCUUUUGCAGUGGCACGAGAAGGCCCUGUCUGCUGGAGGGGUUGGUUCUAUUGUUAGAGUGCUGACUGCGAGGAAGACGGUCUAAAGGACCCUCAUGCUUGCUUCGCACUGUCAGGAUUGGCUGGUACAUAAAAGCCAAGGGUUUUGCAGGGUGCCAUAGAACACCCCACUCGCUGUAUGCACUUCGCAUCUUUGUCUCCUACCCGCUCAAGCCUUUCCUCACAUUCCUCCCAGUCAGACGUCAGGAGGCUGCCGUACCUCUAUAAACUGGAUAUGAUCGGAUCAGACCGGCCAACGAUCUGUGCGCGAUCAAGCAGGCAUGUUGGUACAAAAGAAGCUCUGCGACUAAUUUGUAACUUCACAUUAAUGCACUCAGGAAUAUUUUUAUUCAAAGGUAACUUUCAUUAAGGGCACAACUGUUUAAUGUUUAAUUUUCUCCAAGCUGAUUGGCUUUCCAAAGGGCAUUAUGUAUCCAGGAAAUCACACAGGUUUGCAUUUUAUUUUAGGAAGCAGUCCAAGCACUCAAGAUUUCUUUAUGAGUUUGCCUCCUGCGUGUCCUCAUUUUUCACAUCUUUGUAAUACUCCCGUAAUCCAUGUUGGCUAUCGCCACGCACCAUCUAGUCAUAAUUGGGGGCCAUUAGACUGGUUAUGUUUCAACUUAGAGACCUUAAGCAUUUUUCAGACAUAAAUUUAAAAUUACAUUUAAUGUGCAUUUUGCUGUCUUUCAGCAUUUGUGUUAAUGUAACGCCUCUUCUUUUCAACUGCGCUGACACUGAAGCUGAUGAAUUCUUACAAGGUUCAUGUUUCCUACUAUUACCUGUUGUUAAUCUAACUGCUGAAUUAUGCACUUUUAAAACAUUUCAAUAUCUGUUAAAAUCUGAAGUGCUCUGAUUGUAUAUUGCAAGCUCCUGUGCUGUUAAUAUUUGUAACCAGAACUGGAAUUUUUCCUGUUACGUGUUUCGUAAUUUUAACAGAACUGCCACUGCAGGUCACCACAGGAGCACAUUUCUCAGUGUUUAGAUCCACUUUGCUUGUUCAACUAAACUAGUUCAUCUAAAAAAAAAAAAAAAAAAAAAACAAAACUGCCCAUCAAAGGAGAAUGAUUUAAUCUAAUGAAAUCCACAUUUAUUGACAUGGGAGUUACCUGCUUACAUGUGCAACAAUACUUUGUGUAUGUUAGACCUUAUUUUGCCAAAAUGUAUUAAAUGUUUUUAUCUAUCCAUAUUUUACAGUGUGACAAAUCCCCUCCUCCAGACUCCUCACAGCACACUGAUACCUGCUUUGUUACAGUGAAAAGGGAGCUUUUCUUUUUCUGUAUAUUUCCAGUGUCAGUUGACUGACGUAGUGUGCACUCUAAUUGCAGUCACAGACUGAAUUUCCCAGGUUGUGUACUUGAUGUACUUAUGAAACAUGGGCCAACCUCAUAGUUAGUGACUGCUUCAGCCAGUGCCAGCCACCUCUGCUCACAGGUGAGCUCUCCUUUCAGUUUGGGCCAUGGUGCUGGCAUUUCUUUGCUGCUUGUGCCACAUCUUUGAACUGAGUUCUGGACCAAUAUUGCUAUAAAUUAUAUUUACUCAUUCUGGAUUAUUUUUAGUAAAAGUUUUUAUAUAUGUAUACUUUAUAUACUUCAAUUUUUCAGGAAUGUUUAGUAGAAGUAACUGGUGCUCUAGUCAAGAACAAGGGGAGGGCCAUGCAAAGUCAACCAAACAGUUUAUCAUACUCUGAUACAUGUGAACAUACUUUUCCUGUCAGGUGUAUUUAUACUGGUACAUUUGUUAAUUGAGUAGUUGGGUUAUUUUCCAUUUUGCUGCAAAAACACAAUUGUCAACCUAUUUACUAGAACAUAUUGUGUAGUUUUUAUAAAAGUAAUUGAUUUUAGUUAUGUGAGGCACAUGUGGAUCCAUAUAAGUAACAAAAGUUUUUAUGCCAUUGACCAAACAAGAAAUGUGUAAAGGAAAGGAACUGGUUAUUUGCUGUAAUGAGUAUUGUCCUUGUGUCCAAGUGCAAAUAUACUGCAGAAAUGUUGUACAAACUGCCUUAUUAAUUCCUUUUUAUGUUUGUGCAUUUGUCACUAAAUAAAAAUACCUGUAUGU